This is a messenger RNA of Aspergillus wentii DTO 134E9, 1476 nucleotides long. RefSeq lists its product as uncharacterized. The record is from RefSeq and is a predicted model, not a curated record. The transcript is spliced from 3 exons. Bases 382 to 1197 code for a protein of 271 amino acids. Lineage: Eukaryota; Fungi; Ascomycota; Eurotiomycetes; Eurotiales; Aspergillaceae.
UUUGCCGGGUUGUCCUCUCUCUCCUCUCUCCAUCAGAGAAGGUUUAAUUUCCUCCAGUUAUUUCGCCCCCCCUUUUCAUUUCCAGCUUCACCAAAUUCUUGAUUCUCCUCUUCAACUGCUCCUCUCCUUUCGCAAGGCUCAUCUCUUCCCUCCACUUUCCCCUCAUAUCGAUCCCGGUCGUUUCUCACCCGCCCCCAGCGACUGCGCCGCCUCCAGCCUCGGAGGGAAAAGCUUUAAACAACCACGUCUCGUUCUAUCUCACACCAUCCUGAUAUCCUGGUCUUUCCCACCCUGCCAAUCCUGACUCCGCUACAACACCUCUUUAUCCUCAUCAUCUGAAUCCAGAUCAAUUGUGAGUCGGCGAUUAGAAUUUCAUUCGACAUGUCUACUAGCGACCAACCGGGCCCGGGCCUAUCUGGCAUCGCCGACCCUUCUGCACCCGCAUCAACUGGAUCCCCCCACGAACAGUCACAACAACCACAGCCCGCUCCUGUUUCAUCGUCAGAAACCGCCCAGACACAUAACUCCCCUGCUCAGACUGAGGACACCCAGCGAGGCCAGACAACGGCCGAUGCGAAGCCGGAAGACGGUGGCGAAAGCACUACUCCAGUAGCACCGGCCGCCCCCGCCCAAGCUAAAGAUACGGAAGCUGCUGCUGCUCCGGUCCCAUCGCCAAACAAUGUAUCUCAACUAGAAUCAGAAGAGCCUAAGGUCGUCGCGCCCGCUGCUGCUCAGUCAGCGUCGGAAGAGCCAUCGGAUGCUACUGCGAAGGAAGCAGAUGAGGACCCUGGACCGUCGUUGGUGAUUACACUCCUUUUAAUCACCGGUUCAAGGCAUCCAUUCAAGAUCGAUGGGAGAUACCUUCGGAAACAAUCUGUUAAUGUCGAAAACCAUGAUCCUUUUCUUAUGAGUGUUUACACACUGAAAGAGUUGAUCUGGAGAGAAUGGCGAUCAGACUGGGAACAACGUCCGACGUCACCUAGCUCGAUUCGAUUGAUUUCGUUUGGCAAGCUAUUGGAAGAUAAAGCUCCUUUAUCAGACUCCAAAUUCAGUCGGGACGCCCCCAACGUGGUGCAUAUGACCGUGAAGCCUCAGGAGCUCGUUGAUGAAGAAGACGCCAAAGGAGCCAAGACGCAAUACACUAGGGAGCGGGAAGCCAGUGAGCGCAGCCCCAGCUGCCGGUGCGUCAUUCUAUAAGCGAAGUAUUUUGUGCAUAUAGAAGGCACGCGUCAUAUACGGCUCUAGCCCCGAACUUCCCUCGUCAUUUAUCACAUAUUUUUGCCCUUUGCCUUUGUUGCAGAAGAGGCUCCACCAUUUGGACCAUAAUGUGUUGGAUCUGGUGAUCUUGCAUAUCGUUGCUUUUUCUAUUUCUAUUGGUUAGAGUUUUCACCCGCCACUGUCUAUUUGCCUUGAUGCAGGAUAUCUGGCUUUCGAUAUGGUUAACCAUACGCUUGGGACGGCGUUGUCGACUUUACU